AUGCCCCGAUAUCCCCCUCCUCGAUGGUUGGAUUACAGUCCCCUUGGCACUCAUUUGAGCGGGACUUCGUUGCUUCCGGUCAAGCUUCCAAUUCCUAAGGAGUAUUCGUCCAACAUCCCUAGAGAACAUUGGUUCACGGAUAAUGAUCUGCUGAAUUUCUGUUCGGACAUGAACCUCCCCCUUGUUUGUAUCAUUGACCUUACAUACACGGACUACUACGACCCCAAGCUCUUUAUAGACCGCGGUGUCAAAUACGUCAAAGUUUACGUCGAAGGCCAUUUGAUCCCCAACCCCACCACAGUAAAGAGGUUCAUGGAAAUUUUAAGAAGUGUCACCGAGGACUUCCCAGGUACAAUGACUAUGUCUAAGCGCUCAUACGUAGGUGGUACCAUCGCCGUCCAUUGCACACAUGGAGUCAACCGAACAGGUUACUUAAUCUGCCGCUACCUCAUUGACGUACUUGGGUGGUCUGCUGACGAAGCUAUUGAAGUCUUCUUCAAUCCCAGUUCAACACCUCUUGGUGGUUUUGCCGUUUCAGAGUUUGCACGCGCACGUGGACACGCGAUAGAGCGGAGGAACUAUGUGAACGAUCUUCGACAUCGCUAG
Molecule: messenger RNA, 606 nt
Organism: Hydatigera taeniaeformis
Lineage: Eukaryota; Metazoa; Platyhelminthes; Cestoda; Cyclophyllidea; Taeniidae
Source: the annotation of a GenBank genome assembly